Molecule: messenger RNA, 2093 nt
Organism: Ichthyophthirius multifiliis
Lineage: Eukaryota; Ciliophora; Oligohymenophorea; Hymenostomatida
Exons: 6
Biological process (GO): intracellular signal transduction; cyclic nucleotide biosynthetic process
Source: RefSeq, a predicted model, not a curated record
CCUAUGUUUUAAACAGAAGAAGAUGAAUAAUUCAGAUUUCUGACAAAUGAAUUUGUUAUUGAAGAAGAUUAAUAAUAAGAAAACAAUUAAGAAACUGAAAAACUUUUGAAAAGUUAGAAUUAAAACUAGCCUGUGGAAACUAAAAUUGGAAGUGUAUUAACUGAUAUAACUACAAAGAGAGUAAUUAUUUUAAUAUUUAGUAUAAUUGUAUCUAUUCCUUUGUUUUCAACUGAAACAUAUUCAGAAUAAAAUAUAACUUCUUUAAAAACUGGAUUAGAUUUUUUAUAAUUGAUGAGAGAGUAAUAAAAUGUUUAAAUAAUUAAUUGGACGAUUUAAAAUUAUAUAAAUGAUCAUAUAAAUAGAUAAGAUAUUCGAUAUGAAGUUAUAUUUUUGAAAAUAAAUGAAAUUAUUUAUAAAGAUAGUUUAUAGUUAUAAAAAUUAAGAGAAAGUGAAUAAAUUAUAUAUGAAACAAACUUAGAAAAUAAUUAAUUAGAAAGCUAUAAUCUUAUAUAUUCUGUAAGAAAAGAUGCAGAAUUAAAUGCAAUUUUAUCUAUUUCUAGAACUCUUGUUCUUAUUUUAAUUUUAGUAGUUUCUUCGAUUUUUUUUAAUAAAGAUUCAAAUGAAAUAGUUGUAGAUCCAAUAGUAAGAAUGCUAGUGAAAAUAAAAAUGAUAAGUGAAAAUCCUCUAGAAGCAGCUCGAAUAUCAGAAGAUGAGGCAGUAGCAGAAGAGGAAUACAAAAAAACAUUAAACAAAAAAGAGCUUGAGAUACUUUUAAGGAAAAAACAAUAUGAAACGACUAUAUUAGAAACCACAAUUAUUAAAAUAGGAGGUUUAUUAGCCUUAGGAUUUGGGGAAGCUGGUUCUUAAAUAAUAGCUUAAAAUAUGAGCAAUGAUGGAAAUAUUAAUCCAAUGAUACCUGGUAAAAAAAUAAUGGCAAUUUUCGGUUUUGUUUCUAUCCGAAACUUUAUUGAUGUUACAAAUAUUUUAUAAGAAUCUGUUAUGUUAUUUACAAAUUAAAUUGCAGAGAUUAUUCAUAUUGCCUGUGAUUCUUAUCAUGGAAUUGUAAAUAAAAAUCUCGGUGAUUGCUUUCUGAUUAUAUGGAAGUUUGCUGAAAAAGAUAAAAUCCUUUCUCUUGUGGAUGAUUAAAUUUUUGUUGAAAAACUUUAAAACUGCUCUAAUUUUACAGAUUUGUCAGUUGUGGCUUUUCUUAAAACUCAAGCUAAUGUUUAUAAAUUAAGCUAGACUAAAUUAUUUAAAUAACACCUGGAAUCUAUUAAAUAAUAUAUUCCUGAUUUUAAAUUAAAAUUGGGUUUCGGAUUACAUGUUGGUUGGGGAAUAGAAGGAUCUAUUGGUUCGUAAUUUAAAAUAGAUGCAAGUUAUUUAAGUCCAAACGUAAAUCUGGCAAGCAGAUUGGAAUGUGCAACUAAAUAAUACGGAGUUAGUUUAUUAUUAAGUGGUGCUGUUUAUAGACUUUUAUCUAAUAAAACUUAAAAAUAUUUAAGGCAUAUAGAUAGAGUUACUGUUAAAGGUUCUUAAUAACCUAUGGAUUUAUAUACUUGUGAUAUGAAUAGUAACAUGAUUUAAAUUGAAAAGGUUAAAGAUAAUAUAAUCGUUGAGAUUAAUAAAUACGAAAAUAAGAAGGUUUUAAGAUUUAUCUAAAGAAAAAAAAAAGACAUAAGAUAUUAUAAGAUUAUAAAAAAUUAAAUUGUAAUUAAUAAACUAUUUGAUAUAGAUAAUGAUUUAAUUAUUAUGAGAUAAAAUUAUAACUAAGUAAAAUUUAAAAUAUGUAUUUAAAGAAAAAAAAAAAUAUUAAUAAAGGAAUUCUUUUCUGUUUUUCAUUAAGGUUUAGUUUCAUAUUUAGAAGGAUAUUGGAAAGAUGCAUAAAUUAAAUUUUAAAUAGCUUAGGAGUUAUUUUUUAGAAACAUUAAUAAUUAGCAAUAAAAAUGUGUUGAUUAUCUAUAAAUAGAGGAAAAUAUUUAAUUAGAUGGUCCUAUUUAAACUUUGAUUACAUAUAUGAGUAAAUUUUAAUUUGAAUCUCCUUACGACUGGAAGGGAUAUAGAGAAUUAGUUGAUAAAUGAAAGAUACUUUUACA